Molecule: messenger RNA, 2574 nt
Organism: Hippocampus comes (tiger tail seahorse)
Lineage: Eukaryota; Metazoa; Chordata; Actinopteri; Syngnathiformes; Syngnathidae
Gene: rint1
Product: RAD50 interactor 1
Exons: 15
Coding region: 38-2413 (791 amino acids)
Biological process (GO): endoplasmic reticulum to Golgi vesicle-mediated transport; regulation of ER to Golgi vesicle-mediated transport; retrograde vesicle-mediated transport, Golgi to endoplasmic reticulum
Cellular component (GO): Dsl1/NZR complex
Source: RefSeq, a predicted model, not a curated record
CUUCGUGGCAGGAAGUUUGUUUUCUGUCAGAGCCAAGAUGGCGUCCUCCGCAGGGGGAGACGUCGGUGCUGAAAAUCUGUCAAAAGAGUCUUUGAAUCGAGUUGAUACACUUGACAGUCGUUGUUUUUCGGAUCUUUCUGACGAAAUGCGUGACUAUGUGGUGGGUUUUUUGGACAAAGAAGUGGGCAGCGACUUGAAAUCUCUGAGGAAUGUGGGAAGCCUUUUGGAGAAAUUAAAAGAGGACAACAGCACGUUAGAAAAACAGGUGUUCACAGUGUCCAGCUCUGCACCUCCCCAAGUGUCUGCAGCUCUGUCUGCUGCUGAAGAUGCCAGAUCUUCUUUGGAGGAGCUUCUGCAACGAGAGAAACUCAUCUCCACAAAACUGCAACAGCACCUCCAAGGCUCCCAGCCAUGGAUGGAUACUCUCAGCCGCAAGCUGAGCCAAGUGGAGACGGUGGAGAGACACAUGAAGUAUCUCCGCUGCCUUCAGCACAUUGAAGAGCUCAGCGCUGUUGUCCAACAGUGUCUGAUGACCAGCAGCGUGUGGGAGGCCAUCAGGGCUGUGGAGAGCAUGGCCGUAAUGGAUGCCGGUCUGAGUGAGUCCAAAUGUUCUCACCUGCGGGACUUUCUCCGCGAAACUCUUCACUUCUGGCACAAGAUCAUCAAGGAUCGGCUGGCUGGGGAUUUGGAGAAGGUGUUGACCCAGCUCCACUGGCCGAUCAUCUCCCCUCCUACCCAGUCUCUCACGCCCGCUGCCAACGGGCAAGAGCUGGCCAGUCAGCUGGAGCUGCUCGUCACACAGCUGCUGGCCCUCCAGACAUCUGAUGACCUCAUCUCUCAGAGGACGUCGCCCUGCUCCAAAGCCGAAGCCCAGGCAGUGGCUUUCCCCAAAGAUCCUCCGCUCUGCCUGCCCAUCAAGAUCAUGCUGCAGCCACUCAGCAAGAGGUUCCGAUAUCACUUCUAUGGCAAUCGACAGACCAACACUCCCGGCAAGCCUGAGUGGUACCUGACUCAGGUGCUCAUGUGGAUAGGGAACAACACAACCUUCCUGGAGGAAAAGAUCCAACCUAUCCUGGACCGAGCUCAUGCCACCGUCAAUGCCAGGGUCGAGUUGUGUCGAGGCCUGCUCACUUUAGUCCGGGAGAAGGUGGCAGGUGACGCGUCCCGCCUGCUCUACGACGACACGCUCUUCUGCCACCUAGUGGAGGAGGUGCUCCAGUUCGAGAAGGAGCUGCGGAGCAUCCACUCCUACCCGCCGCCUCUGCCCGGCUUGCUCCACCUGCUGCUCGAUGACGCCGUCCUCCAGAAGUGGCUCACGGUGGAGAAGAAAAUGGCGCUGGAGAAGGUGGAUGGCAUGUUGUCAGCUGAAGGAGCGUGGAUCUCUCAGUACAAAGACAUCCGAGACAUGGAUGAGCUCAAGUCCCCGGAUUGUGCCGAGACCUUCAUGACUCUGCUCCAGGUCAUCACGGACCGCUACCGGCCGUUACCUUGUCCGUCCGCACAGCUGAAGUUUCUGGAGCUCCAGAAAGAGUUGGUGGAUGACUUCCGUAUACGACUCACUCAGGUGAUGAAAGAGGAGUCGCGCUGCCCGCUCAGUCCACGCUACUGCGCCAUCCUCAACGCCGUCAACUACAUUUCCACCAUCUUGACGGACUGGGGGGACAAUGUGUUUUUCCUGCAGCUGCAACAGGCGGCCGUGGCGCUCGGCGACGAGGCGGCGGUGGUGGGUGGCUUGGGGAUGAUGGAGAUGGGUCGCCUGGCCUCCAUGGAGAGCUCGCUCUUCGAAGGCCUGCUGGCCCUGCUGGAUCGACUUCGAGGAGACAUGAUGGGCCGGCUGCUGGACGGCAUUAUGAGGGACAUCGCGGAAAAAGCCAAAACAUAUUGCCAAGACAGGUGGUUUUCUCAUCCGUCCCAGCACGACCUGUCCGCCAUGACUUUGUCCAGUUCCGCGUGUCCCAUGAUGCUUUGCAUCAGGGACAGUCUGUUGAACCUGCAUCAGGUUUUAAGUCUGUCGCUGUUCCAGCUGGCUUGGCAGGGCCUCGCAGAGAGACUGGACAGCUUUCUCUACCAGGAAGUGGUCCUGUCCAAUCAUUUUAGCGAUGGAGGAGCAGCUCAGCUUCAGUUUGACAUGACCCGAAAUCUUUUCCCUCUCUUCGGUCACUACUGCAAAAGACCUGAGAACUUUUUUAAGCAUGUUAAGGAAGCCUGCAUCAUCUUGUGCCUUAACGUGGGUUCUGCUAUCCUGCUGAGGAACCUCAUCAAGGAGUCUUCCUCAGCAGAGGACACCAGGGAUUGGACGGGAAGGGACGACCCCUCGCCGCAGUCCGCCUUGAACGAGUUGGGAGUUUACUACUUGGCCCCUUGUGAUGUCUUAAUUCUCUUUAACCUCAGAGCCUCCUGGCCUGGACAGUGACAGUUGGGAUUUCCCAAUCUUAUCAAUCCACAAUUUCACAUUUGACUUCCAUCAUGUACAAAAUAUAGAUCCAUUUGUUGUCAUCCCCAAACCCAUCAGAGUCCUUUUAUUAUCCGGAAUGGCUUGCUGUACAUCAAAACUACAUGUAACACUUUGGGGAG